GUUGCUAUGGCGGCCUCGUCGCUGGAGUUGGAGAUGGUGGGAGCCGGAGUCGCGCCGGUUGGGUCUCGCCCGCGGCCGCUGUUGCUUCUCGGCCCUCCGGCCUCGGGUCGUUCGGCGCUGUUGUUCGGCGCAGCACUAGCGGGGGCUUCCGUGGUCCCCUCGGCUCGAGUGUUGUUCUUGGCCCCGCGGCCCCUGGAGCGGCUUCCGGGCGGGAAAACAGCUGGAGGAGGAGGAGGAGCGAUCCAGAAAAUCCAUUUCCUGUACCCGUCUUCCUUCCAGGAGCUACUUCAGCUGUUGGCCUCCCUGCAUCACACCUUACCCAACAGCCCCUCCAUGAUUGCUCUGGAUGGUUUGGAAGAAUACCUGAACGGCUGCUCCAGCGCCUAUACAGCAGCCCAGCUUGUAGCUCUCUUGCUGGACACAUCCAAUCAUUUCGCUCAGAAACGCCAUUUGUCUGUGGGCUGCCAGCUGAUUGUCUCCAUGAAGUUUCUGGGAGAAGCCGGGGAAGAAGCAGAAUUUUUCUCAGCCAUCGAACGCUACUUCCCAACAAAACUCUGGCUGCAUCCAGAGACUGGGAAAGAUGGCGGUCUAAAGAAUCAAAAUUUAACCCGGCUGAUUAGGGCACAACUCUUCCGGCCAGGAACAAAGGAUCAAGAAUGGAUGGUGAAAUUUGAUGCACAAGGUAGCAUGACAGUCUUUCUGUUGCCAUGCAAAAAUGAACCUGAGAAUGAAACAGUUUCUGAAAACAGGCCGCCUGAUUCUGAAGUUGGUAGCACUCAGACUUAAGGACUUCUGGACAAUAUUUUGAUCGACAGCAAACACACCUUCCAUUAAUACAGAAUGUGAUUU
This is a messenger RNA of Thamnophis sirtalis, 849 nucleotides long. RefSeq names its product SWIM-type zinc finger 7 associated protein 1 (gene SWSAP1). Gene Ontology annotation, molecular function: single-stranded DNA binding. Gene Ontology annotation, cellular component: Shu complex. NCBI's taxonomy places the organism in Eukaryota, Metazoa, Chordata, Lepidosauria, Squamata, Natricidae. The record is from RefSeq and is a predicted model, not a curated record. Gene Ontology annotation, biological process: double-strand break repair via homologous recombination.